Cyphellophora attinorum is the source of this 1401-nucleotide messenger RNA. RefSeq lists its product as uncharacterized. Bases 1 to 1401 code for a protein of 466 amino acids. Gene Ontology annotation, biological process: DNA-templated transcription. Lineage: Eukaryota; Fungi; Ascomycota; Eurotiomycetes; Chaetothyriales; Cyphellophoraceae. The transcript has a single exon. Gene Ontology annotation, molecular function: zinc ion binding; DNA binding. The record is from RefSeq and is a predicted model, not a curated record. Gene Ontology annotation, cellular component: nucleus.
AUGACGGGUGUCGAUGCGAGCUUGCUAGAGCAUAUCUACCCGGCUGACAGCAACAUUUUGGACGUCGGCGACUCAUGCAGCAACGCCUUCUUCACGAGUGGCACUACCUCCCAACAACAUCUCCUCGACCUGCUUCCGUCAAUGACACUCUGCGAUGCACUGAAGACGGUCUUCUGUAACGUGUUCUCCCCGCUCUUCCACAUCCUUCACGACCCUAGCUUUGAUGUCCUGUACCAGAGCUUUCGAGCAUCUCCGGAGCAUGCGCCCCUCUCCUCUCUGGCAUUGAUUUUCGUAGUCAUUGCAAUUGCAACUACUGCGCUGUCGGAAGACGACCCCCUUCUGAGAGAACUGGGCCACGACACCAACACCAGCGCUAAGGUGCGCAGGUUGACGGCAAAGUACCAAUCUGCCGCAUUAAGAUGCCUUGCGACCGACAACUUUAUGUGGCGGCAUACACUGGCCACGCUUCAGAGCCUCAUUCUGCUGAUCUACUCCUUCAGCCAUACACGAGGACCAUCUUGGUCAUUGCUAGGGGCCACCUUCAACAUCGCGGUCGCACUAGGUUGCCAUGUCGACCCUGUGCGACUCGAAGGCCUCUCGGUCGUGGAGUCCGAGGAGCGGCGACGUUGUUGGGCAGGCCUCAUGCUAUUGUACACCAUCCAGAAUACAUGCUUGGGGCAUGUGGCGCCUGUCAUCGUUACAGCGUCCGUCCAGCUUCCUGCAGAUAUCGAAGACGAGGAUUUAGUAACGCUCGCAUUACAUUCACCACCCAACGAGGCCCAAACACCACGUCCUUCCAAAAUGGCCUAUAUUCUACACAAAUUCAAACUCUACCAACUCGCUGCUGAAAUAUGCCAGCUUCCGCCUCCAUCCGCUGGCGCCUCCGCCGCUUCUUCGCUCGACGCCAUCCAUUUCCGCAUAGCCUCGCAGCAAUCCGAGCAACGAGCACACUUCGCCAACGUCCAUUCCCUACCAGUAUACCACCAAGCCCAUCAUCGCAUCCUCAGAAUCUACACUAACCACUUGUUCAUCCUUCUGCACCGACCCUACCUACACAGUGCGGCGGUCCGUACCACCGAAUCCGCCUCAUAUCCUUCUGCAACCUCGCCACAGCCCCCACUUACAGCCCAAACGUCACGCAGCCUGCAUCAGAUCCUCGAAUCCGCGAUGAUAAUCCUACGGAACUAUCUCGUGCUCGCUGCAGGCCCCGAUUUCGCGCCCUACCGCUGGUACGUGCACGGUGUGGGCGCUUUCCACGCAUUGCUCGCCGCCGCAGCGCUGAUUGUUGCGGCGAGUGACUCGCGGGCCGCGCUGGGCUCGGCACUACUCCCUCAACAGGAAUUUCGGAGUUGGGGAAUGGCAUGCAGUGGCGGCAGGAAGGGACGGCGGAGGAAGACGUAG